This is a messenger RNA of Beauveria bassiana ARSEF 2860, 2067 nucleotides long. Its product is annotated as F5/8 type C domain protein. Lineage: Eukaryota; Fungi; Ascomycota; Sordariomycetes; Hypocreales; Cordycipitaceae. Bases 1 to 2067 code for a protein of 688 amino acids. The transcript has 2 exons. The record is from RefSeq and is a predicted model, not a curated record.
AUGGUACAUCUACAACGCGUCACAGCCCUCUGGGCCUCUUUUGCCGCUCUUUCGUGGCCGGUCGCUGCCAACCCGGUAAUCAACAACAAUGUUGAUGCUGCGCAGCUUGAUUUAAAGAGCGCCUCCGACCAGAAAAGCAACCUACCCGCCGUCUGGCCCCCUCCUCAACAGAUUUCCGCCUCGAGUGCUUCGACUGUGCGUCUCAACAGCCAUGUCACUAUUGUUACCGGCAACGCCACCGAUGCGCCUACAAUCUGGUUCUCGAUGACAAGGACAACCUGGAUGAAGUCAACCUUACCCGUCUUGGGCUGGUGGGCAGCAAGAGCAGGCUGGCUUAAGGCUGUCCAGGCCAUCGUCGCUGAUGCUGGCGGAAAAGCCACAGUCUCGAGCCAGGCCUCUGGCAAAGGCACGCAGAUUUACAUUGGUACCGUUACUCAGAACGAAGCCGCUGCCGCCGCGGCCAAGGCGCUCACUGGCGACUCGGCCGAGGGACUCACUGCUGAGGGCUACGUCCUGGGCUCUGGCACGUACAACGGCCAGCCUACUGUUGUUCUGAACGGUGUUGACAUCCGCGGCACCUUUUAUGCCGCACAAACUCUUCGCCAGCUUGUUAAUGACACGCCCAGUGUCCCGGGCGUCAAGGUCCGUGACUGGCCGCUGAUGCCCAUUCGCGGAUCAAUUGAAGGCUUCUACGGCAUUCCGUGGUCGCAUCAAGCCCGAAAGGACCAAUACGUGUUUUAUGGUCAGCACAAGAUGAACACGUACGUCUACACUCCAAAGGGCGAUCCUUAUCUACGUGCUACAUGGCGCGAGCUCUAUGGUGGAGAGGAUCUUGAUCAGCUCAAGGAUCUCAUUGAGACUGCCAAUGCGAAUCACGUUGACUUUACCUACGCACUCUCGCCGGGUUUGGAUCUCUGCUACACCUCCGACGCCGACUUCAACGCUACCGUCUCCAAGUUUGAGCAACUACGCAAGCUGGGUGUCUCCAGCUUCUACAUUGCGCUAGAUGAUAUUCCUCUCAAGUUCCACUGCGACUCGGACAAGAAGAAGUUUCCUGACAAUGGCGACUGGCACUGGAUCGCCGACGCUCAGACGUACUACCUCAACCGCGUACAAAAGGAAUACAUCAAGACUCACCACGGUCUGACUGACCUAGAGACUGUUCCCACAAACUAUGCGGGCAGUGCUCCCGACCCUUACAAGGGCGAGUUUGGAAAGCAGCUAGACAAAGAUAUCAGAGUGCAGUGGACUGGCGAGGGUGUCUUUUCCGACAAGAUUACUGUGGAGAGCGUCGUUCGUGCGGAUUCCACCUAUGUCACUGACAAGCUGUUCAUCUGGGACAACUUCCCCGUCAACGAUGGCAAGCCCUUCCGCUUGUUCUUGAACCCGCUGACUGGGCGCGCUCCCGAUCUAUAUAAGCACAUGAUUGGCUUCACCUCCAACCCCAUGGUUCAGUCAUAUGCUUCCAUGAUUGCCCUAGGCAAUUACGGUGACUACUCGUGGAACAGCCCUGCCUAUGAUGCCAAGAAAUCUUGGGCCGCUGUCGUCCAAGCGCUUGCCGGCAAGAAUGAGAGCGUUCACGCGGCCCUCGCUGCCUUUGUAGAUGUUAACCAAAACUGGCCUUACCGCAACAGCACCGAGAGCGCUCCUCAGCUCAGCAAGGACAUUGAUGAUUUCUGGGCCGCGCGAGAGUCUGACAAGAACCAGAGCAGCAGCGCUCUGGCGGAUCGCCUCAAGCUCAUUGCGAGCAUCCCUGACGUCCUGCCCGGCAUGGCCAUGAAGCCCUUUCCCACAGAGGUCGCUCCUUGGUCAACUGUGGCCAUGCAGUGGGCCAAGGCCAGCCAGCACAUGACUUUUAUGCUGGCUGCCAUUGAUGUUGGCGAUGAGAGCAAGGCCGACGAUGAGUACAAGGCGGCUCAAGGGUGGGUUGAAAGGACCAAGGCCAAGACUGUCGACAGUCUCAGCGACGCCGGCAAAGUUGUUCCCAACUCCAUUACCCCAACCACCGGCGAUGGAGUAUUUGACGCCUUCAUUGCCAACGCGACGGCUAUUUACAAGGGUCAGUAG